This is a messenger RNA of Closterium sp. Naga37s-1, 1440 nucleotides long. The record is from the annotation of a GenBank genome assembly. Lineage: Eukaryota; Viridiplantae; Streptophyta; Zygnematophyceae; Desmidiales; Closteriaceae.
AUGCCACGUUCCCCCGCCCAUCUUCGCGCCACCCCCAGUCGCGCCACCCAUCCUUUCGUCGCACAUCCUCUGGUGCCUCGCCUCCCGUCGUCGCGCCUCCCCUCGCCGCGCCUCCUGUCCCAUCGUCACGCCCCCUCUCGUUUCGGGGAGCCUCCCCUCGUCGCGCCUCCGCUCCCCUCGUCGCGCCACCCUCGGCGCGCUACCCCUCCUCGCGCCUCCACUCCCGCCUCCCUUCUCCCACCUGCCCAUCCCUUGCCCUCGCUUCCCUGCCCUUCCAUUUCCACUUGUUACCUUCCCCUUCUUUUUGCCUCUGCCUCCCCUGAUUCCCCGCCUGCUUCCCCUCAUUCCCCCCCUCCUUCCCCUCAAUUCCCUCCCUGCUUUUCCUCAUUUACUCCCCUGCUUCCCCUCAUUUCCCUUCCUGACCCCAUUUUUCUCUCUGCUUUCCCUGUUUGUACCCUCCUGCUUCCCCUCGUUUCCCUUCCUGAUUCCCCUAAUUUUCCCCCUUGCUUCCCCUCAUUUCCCUCCCUGCUUCACCUCAUUUCCCUCCCUGCUUUCCCUGUUUUUACCUGCUUCCCCUCAUUUCCCCCCGUGCUUGUCCUCAUUUUUCCCUCUUUUUCCCCUCGUUUCCCCCUCUUCUUCCCCUCGUUUCAUCUUUCCCUCCCUGCUUCCCCUCUCCCCCUCUUCCCUAUCUCCUUUCUUCCCUAUCUCCCUUCUUCCUAUCUCCCUUCUUUCCUAUCUCCUUUCUUCCCUAUCUCCUUUCUUCCAUAUCUUCUUUUUCUCCUUCUUCCCUAUCACCCUUCUUCCCUGUCUCCCUUCUCCCCUAUCUCCUAUCUUCCGUAUCUCCCUUCUUCCCUAUCUCCCUUCUUCCCUAUCUCCCUUCUUCCCUGUCUCCCUUCUCCCCUGUCUCCCUUCUCCCCUAUCUCAUAUCUUCCCUAUCUCCCUUCUUCCCUAUCUCCCUUGUCUCCCUUCUUCCCUAUCUCCCUUCUAUCUCCCUUCUCCCCUAUCUCCCUUCUCCCCUAUCUCCCUAAUCUCCUUGUCUCCCUGCUCCCCUAUCUCCCUUCUUCCCUAUGUCCCCUCUUCCCUGUUUUCUUUAUUUGUUUUCCCUCUUCCCUCCCCCCCCCAUCCCUCUCUCCCCUCUUCCCUGUCUCCCCUCUUCCCUGUCUCCCCUCUUCCCUGUUUUAUCUCUUCCCUGUUUGUUCUUUUCCAGAACCCCCCUCUUCCCUGUUUUCCCUCUUCCCUCCCUAUCCGCCCCCACAAUUCAUCUCCCCUCUUCCCUAUCUCCCCUCUUACCUGUUUUCUCUCUUUGCUAUCCCUCCCUAUUCCUCUCACCUCUUCCCUAUUUUCCCUCAUCCCAAUUUUCCCCUGUCCCUCUCUCCCCUCGCUAUUUCAGAGACUACACUGAAGUUUUUUCUUGCCUCAACUCAUUAUUCCAUCGCAUAA